This is a messenger RNA of Emys orbicularis (European pond turtle), 2448 nucleotides long. It is a transcript of the gene GABBR1, whose product is annotated as gamma-aminobutyric acid type B receptor subunit 1. The transcript has 18 exons. Gene Ontology annotation, cellular component: membrane; G protein-coupled receptor heterodimeric complex. The coding region runs from base 16 to 2448 and encodes 810 amino acids. Gene Ontology annotation, molecular function: G protein-coupled GABA receptor activity. The record is from RefSeq and is a predicted model, not a curated record. Gene Ontology annotation, biological process: gamma-aminobutyric acid signaling pathway; G protein-coupled receptor signaling pathway. Lineage: Eukaryota; Metazoa; Chordata; Testudines; Emydidae.
GGGGCGCUCUUCCCCAUGAGCGGCGGCUGGCCGGGGGGCCAGGCCUGUCUGCCCGCCGUGCGCAUGGCGCUGGAGGACGUGAACCGACGCCGGGACAUCCUGCCGGACCACGAGCUGCGCCUCAUCCACCACGACAGCAAGUGCGACCCAGGCCAAGCCACCAAAUACCUGUAUGAACUGCUCUACAAUGACCCCAUCAAGAUCAUCCUUAUGCCUGGCUGCAGCAGUGUCUCCACCUUGGUGGCCGAGGCCGCCCGCAUGUGGAACCUCAUCGUGCUGUCGUACGGCUCCAGCUCCCCAGCACUCUCCAAUCGCCAGCGCUUCCCCACCUUCUUCCGCACCCACCCCUCGGCCACUCUGCACAACCCCACGCGCGUCCAGCUCUUCAAGAAGUGGGGCUGGACCAAGAUCGCCACCAUCCAGCAGACCACGGAGGUCUUCACCUCGACCCUGGAUGACCUGGACCAGCGGGUGAAGGAGGCUGGCAUCGAGAUCACCUUCCGACAGAGCUUCUUCUCCGACCCCGCUGCACCUGUCCGCAGCCUCAAGCGCCAGGACGCUCGCAUCAUCGUGGGGCUCUUCUACGAGACCGAAGCGCGCAAGGUCUUCUGUGAGGUGUACAAGGAGAAGCUGUAUGGGAAGCGGUACGUCUGGUUCCUGAUCGGCUGGUACGCCGACAACUGGUUUCGCAUCAAGGACCCCGCCAUCAACUGCACGGAGGCAGAGAUGGCGGAGGCAGUGGAGGGGCAUGUCACUACCGAGAUCGUCAUGCUGAACCCUGAGAACACCCGCAGCAUCUCCAACAUGACCUCCCAGGAGUUCAUUGAGAAGCUGCAGAAGCGGCUGGGCAAGAACCCGGAGGAGACGGGGGGGUUCCAGGAGGCGCCGCUGGCCUACGAUGCCAUCUGGGCCCUGGCCCUGGCACUCAACAAGACCUCGGCCGAGCUGGUGAAGAAGGGGCUGCGGCUGGAGGACUUCAACUACAACAACAAGAACAUCACAGAUGAGAUCUACCGCGCCCUCAACUCCUCCGCCUUUGAGGGGGUGUCGGGUCACGUGGUAUUCGACGCCAGUGGCUCCCGCAUGGCCUGGACCCUCAUCGAACAGCUGCAGGGUGGGGUCUACAAGAAGAUCGGCUACUAUGACAGCACUAAGGACAACCUCUCCUGGUACAACAAUGACAAGUGGAUCGGGGAUGCCCCCCCGGCUGACUACACCAAGGUGAUCACCACCUUCCGUUUCCUGUCGCAGAAGCUCUUCAUCUCAGUGUCGGUGCUCGCGAGCCUGGGCAUCCUGCUGGCCAUCGUCUGCCUAGCCUUCAACAUCUACAACGGGCACGUCCGGUACAUCCAGAACUCCCAGCCCUAUCUCAACAACAUGACAGCCGUGGGCUGCACGCUGGCGCUGGCCGCUGUCUUCCCCCUGGGGCUGGAUGGCUACCACAUCGGGUCUGGGCUCUUCCCCUUCAUCUGCCAGGCCCGGCUCUGGCUGCUGGGGCUGGGGUUCAGCCUGGCCUACGGCAGCAUGUUCACUAAAAUCUGGUGGGUGCACACCGUCUUCACCAAGAAAGAGGAGAAGAAGGAGAGACGCAAGACCCUGGAGCCCUGGAAGCUGUACGCCACCGUGGGGCUGCUGGUGGGGCUGGACGUGGUCAUGCUGGCCGUCUGGCAAAUCGUCGACCCGCUGCAUCGCACCAUCGAGGAAUUCACCAAAGAGGAACCGAAAACCGACAUCGACGUCUCGAUCCUGCCCCAGCUGGAGCACUGCAGCUCCACCAAGAUGAACACCUGGCUGGGGAUAUUCUAUGGGUUCAAGGGACUGCUGCUGCUGCUGGGCAUCUUCCUGGCCUACGAGACCAAGAGCGUCUCCACCGAGAAGAUAAAUGACCACCGAGCUGUGGGCAUGGCCAUCUACAACGUGGCGGUGCUGUGUCUGAUCACCGCCCCCGUCACCAUGAUCCUGAACAGCCAGCAGGAUGCUGCCUUUGCCUUCGCCUCACUGGCCGUUGUCUUCUCCUCCUACAUCACCCUGGUGGUGCUCUUCGUGCCCAAGAUGCGGCGUCUCAUCACCAGGGGCGAGUGGCAGUCAGAGCAGCAGGAUACCAUGAAAACGGGCUCAUCCACCAACAACAAUGAGGAGGAGAAAUCCCGGCUGCUGGAGAAGGAGAACAGGGAGCUGGAGAAGAUCAUUGCAGAGAAGGAGGAGCGCGUCUCCGAGCUCCGCCAGCAGCUCCAGGACCGGCAGCAGCUGCGCUCCCGGCGCCGCCCCUCCAACCCCUCCUCGCGGGAUGGCUGUGCUGCUGACAACCACUUCACCAACGCGGCCGGGCCAGUGCCCACCCUCUACCAGCCCAGCCUGCCCCUGGUGCGCUGCCUCGUCUCCGAGCAGGCCGACAAGCUGGGCCGCAGCAACUGCGACGGCAGCCGCGUCCACCUGCUCUACAAGUGA